Messenger RNA from Zophobas morio, 2670 nucleotides. It is a transcript of the gene Ir93a, whose product is annotated as Ionotropic receptor 93a. Gene Ontology annotation, cellular component: membrane. The transcript is spliced from 14 exons. Gene Ontology annotation, molecular function: ligand-gated monoatomic ion channel activity. Bases 1 to 2583 code for a protein of 860 amino acids. Lineage: Eukaryota; Metazoa; Arthropoda; Insecta; Coleoptera; Tenebrionidae. The record is from RefSeq and is a predicted model, not a curated record.
AUGUGGCCCGAACUUGUCGUGGGAGCCGCGUUCGUGUGUGCUGUGACCCGGGGUGACAAUUUUCCCUCGCUUCUGACAACCAACGCCACUUUAGCUGUGAUUAUCGAUAGAGAGUAUCUGGGGAGCGAAUAUUCACCCAUAAAACACGCAAUCGAGUCGUAUUUGGUCUUCGCUAAAAGAGAAAUUUUGAAGCAUGGGGGUGUCAACAUCCAGUAUUACUCUUGGACUAGUAUCAGCUUGAAAAAGGAUAUUAUGGCUAUUUUGAGUGUGGCUUCUUGCUCGGACACGUGGCGACUUUUUCGGGCAGCAGAAGAUCAACAUCUACUACAUAUGGCCAUUUCUGAAACAGAUUGUCCAAGGUUACCACCAGACAAAGCCAUCACAGUACCCUUAAUAACCAAAGGUGAGGAGUUACCACAACUCUUGUUAGAUCUCAGAACCACAAAAAUCUACAACUGGAAGUCAGCAGUUGUGGUGUAUGACGACACCCUCAGUAGGGACUUAGCGACUCGUGUUGUCAAAUCCCUGACAACCGACUCUUCAAACCUGAGAGUCAAUACAGCUGCAUUGUCACUUCUUAAACUCGAAACUAGAAGAACUCCCAUGAACGUGAUACGGGCGUCCAUAAAAGAUAUACUUUCCUCAGUGUCCAUCAAAACCGUGGGUAGAAAUUUUCUAGCGAUUGUAGCUUUCGAAAUUGUGGAACUAAUAAUGGAAUAUGCGAAGUCUUUGAAGCUCGCGGAUACGAAAAAUCAGUGGCUGUACGUCAUUUCGAAUACUAAUUUUAAAUAUAAGGAUAUAAAGAGGUUUAAGCAGUUGCUGUCUGAAGGUGACAAUGUGUCCUUCUUGUAUAACAACACGGUGAAGAGUAGUACUUGUACUGGUGGCUUGCAAUGUCACUGCGAGGAAAUCCUCUCCGGCUUCACCCGCGCCCUCGACGAAGCCAUCGUCCUCGAAUUCGAAACCUCCAGCCAAGUGUCCGACGAAGAAUGGGAGGCAAUCAGACCCUCCAAACUCGACAGACGAACCUCCCUCCUCCAAAGCAUCAAAACCUACUUAUUACAGUACGGCGAAUGCGACAACUGCACCUCCUGGUUGAUGAAGGCCGGGGACACCUGGGGCCGAGAGUACCAGCAAAACGCUUCCUCUUCCGAUUCGAGCGCCGAACUCAUGUCCGUGGGUAAAUGGCGACCCAGCGAUGGUCCCUCCAUGUCCAACGAGCUCUUCCCGCACGUCGCCCAUGGGUUUAGGCGCCGAAACUUGCCUCUGGUUUCCUUCCACAACCCGCCUUGGCAGAUCAUCAAAACCAACGAAUCCGGCGCUAUCGUGGAAUACACCGGCUUGAUUUUCGACGUUGUUAAAGAACUGGCUAAUACUCUGAACUUUACGUAUACGGUGGAUGUGGUGAAGUUUGGCCGAGAUUCUGAUAAUAAUUCCUCUAAUUCUAUCAGGGAGUGGUCGACGGAGGUUGCUACCGCUGAGACCAAUUUUAUUCCAGAGUUGAUUAUCGAGAUGGUUAAAAAUAAAACGGUGGCCUUUGGGGCCUGUGCGUUUACCAUUACUGAUAAGAGUAAGAGAGAUGUUAAUUUUACUAAGGCGAUUAGUGUUCAAAGUUAUACGUUUCUGGUAUCAAGGCCGAGGGAAUUGAGUCGAGCCUUGUUGUUUAUGUCACCGUUUACGGGAGAUACAUGGCUGUGCCUCUCCGCCGCCAUAAUCUCCAUGGGCCCCAUCCUCUACUACAUCCACCGCUUCAGCCCCGUCUACGACUACAAAGGCAUAAGCAAAAAAGGCGGCUUAUCAUCCAUCGAAAACUGCAUAUGGUACAUGUAUGGGGCCCUCCUACAACAAGGUGGAAUGCAUCUUCCUCAGUCGGACAGCGCGAGAAUCAUCGUCGGCUCUUGGUGGUUGGUAGUACUGGUGGUGGCAACCACCUACUGUGGAAAUUUAGUAGCCUUUCUGACUUUUCCGAAAGUCGACAUACCCAUAACCACCAUAGAUGAGUUGCUGGGACACAGGGAUACCGUGACUUGGAGCCUGACGAAAGGGAGCUAUUUGGAGACUAAUUUGAAAUAUGCUACGGAGCCGAAAUAUAGAGAGCUGUACGAGAAAAAGAUAGAGCCGAGGAGUUAUAAAUGGAUGAUUAAAAACAUAGUAGAUGGGAAGCACGUUCAUAUUGAUUGGAAGAUGACUUUGCAGUAUAUCAUGAAGAAGCAGUACUUGGAAUCCGAUAGAUGCGAUUUAGCUCUAGGACUAGACGAAUUUUACAACGAACAGUUAGCGAUGAUAAUGGCACAGGACACCCCCUACUUGGAAAUUUUUAACGACCAAAUCAAGAAGCUCCACCAAGUCGGAUUGAUCGAAAAAUGGUUGAAAGAUUAUCUCCCCAAGAAAGACCGCUGCUGGAAAAACAGACACCUCGUCGAAGUAAACAACCACACCGUAAACAUGGACGACAUGCAAGGAAGUUUCUUCGUUUUGUUUCUGGGUUUCCUCCUCUCACUCCUCGUAACCGUCUCCGAAAAACUCUGGCACAAAUACGUAACGAAAAAAAGAAAAAAAAUUAUCCAGCCCUUCACCACGUAGUGAUUUUAUUCAACAAAUCGAUAAAUAAGUGUAAUAAACCCUACAACUACAACAUCCCCGUGAUUAAAAAUGAUGUAAACUUGCAAA